UCUCUCUCUCUCUCUCUCUCCAUUUCUCUCUCAAUCAUUCUCUGCUCUUUUUACUCCUCUCGUCCAAUCAUCACCUUCUCUCCAAUUAGAGAGAGAAAGCUUGUAGUCAGAGCAGUGAUAAGGAAGUGCACACAACAAAUUCUCUCCCUUCACGUCUCUUCUGUCCUUCCUCUUCUGCUUCUGCUUCUGGUUCUUCUCCCUCUAUGCGUGAUCGUGAAGGGCCUAAUUGGUGGUGGUUUGCUUAAUCGCUGCUUGAUUUCCUUGACCUCAUUCAGUAGAAAGGUGAUGCAAUGAAGCAGUCAUCAAAUACCUUUUCUGCGGCUCUUGCGAAGAAUUCUCCAGUGAAUAUAGCUAAGGAAGUGGGGAACAGUGCAUUGGAAAUUUUAUCUGGAUCUGGCAUCUACCAUGCUCCAAGUGACACUUCCCUUUUUUCUAGCUCAUUACCAGUUCUUUCCCAUGAAAAAUUGAAUUUGAAUGAUACAGAAUGUAGUCACCAAUCUGUUGAUGAUGCCUCAUCUGGUUUGGAUAAACUUCAACAAGAUGUGGAUGUGGAGGGCAGUGAUUUACUUGAAGACUAUGAAACUCAUGCAAUUGGAAGUUUGCUUCCUGAUGAUGAGGAUGAGUUAUUAGCUGGCAUAAUGGAAGAUUUUGACCUAAGUAGGCUUCCUGGUUCACUGGAGGACUUGGAAGAUUAUGAUCUUUUUGGCAGUGGAGGAGGUAUGGAACUUGAAAGUGAUCCACAAGAGACCUUGAGCAUGGGCAUGUCAAAGGUAAAUAUAUCUGAUGGCGUCAUUGGGAAUGGGAUGCCUCAUUACGGUCUUUCAAAUGGUGUGGGAACAGUUGCUGGGGAACAUCCGUAUGGCGAACAUCCUUCAAGAACAUUGUUUGUUCGAAAUAUUAAUAGCAAUGUUGAAGACAUAGAACUAAGAACUCUCUUUGAGCAAUAUGGGGACAUUAGAACUCUCUACACUGCAUGUAAACACAGGGGUUUUGUGAUGAUAUCUUAUUAUGAUAUCCGUGCGGCUCGUACUGCUAUGCGUGCAUUGCAAAACAAGCCUCUACGACGGAGAAAACUUGAUAUUCACUUCUCAAUUCCAAAGGACAAUCCAUCAGACAAGGAUAUUAAUCAAGGAACUCUUGUUGUUUUCAAUCUGGAUCCAUCAGUCUCAAAUGAAGACCUCCGACAAAUAUUUGGGGCUUAUGGUGAGGUCAAAGAGAUAAGGGAAACACCACACAAGAGGCACCAUAAGUUUAUUGAGUUUUAUGAUGUUAGGGCUGCUGAAGCAGCUCUUAAGUCAUUGAAUAGAAGUGACAUAGCUGGUAAACGCAUAAAGCUUGAACCUAGCCGUCCUGGUGGAGCACGGAGAAACUUGAUGUUGCAACUGAAUCAAGAGCUUGAACAAGAUGAAUCACGAAGUUUCCGGCCUCCAGUGGGCUCACCAAUAACCAACUCUCCACCAGGUAGCUGGGCACAGUUUAGCAGUCCCAUCGAACAUAGUCCAAUGCAAAGUAUCAGCAAAUCCCCAGUUUUCAGGAAUUUGAGCCCAACAACUGGCAACCAUAUGCCUGGGCUGGCUUCAAUUCUUCAUUCUCAAGGAUCAAACUCUGUGAAAGUUGCACCUAUUGGCAAAGACCAAGGAAGGGGUGGUCUUGUGGAGCAUACAUUUACGAAUGUGAAUUCAGCCCAUGGAGCUACAUUCCAACAAUCACACUCAUUGCCGGAGUCAAAGUUGAAUCAGUACCAUGGAAGUAUGACACCUUUUGGUGGUCCUUCAUCAUCUAACGGAUCUGUUGUGGAAACAUUGUCAGGGCCACAGUUUCUUUGGGGAAGUCCGAAUCUGUACACAGAUCAUACCAGUUCAUCUGCUUGGACAUCACCAUCCUUGGGUCAUCCAUUUUCAUCCAAUGGGAAGGGACAUGGCUUUUCAUACAUGGGUCGGAAUGGUUCUUUCCUUGGAUCAUCCCAGAACCAUCAUCAUGUUGGUUCUGCUCCAUCUGGAGUUCCUUUGGAGAGGCACCUUGGAUUUUUCCCAGAGUCACCAGAAACUUCAUACAUGAGUCCUGUGGCAUUUGGAGGCAUGGGGUUAGGCCAUAAUAAUGGAAAUUUCAUGAUGAACAUGGGUGGUCGUGCUCCCAUGAGUGCUGGCGUUGCCAUUCCAAGAAACAUUUCAGAAAACGGUUCUUCAAGUUACAGAAUGAUGUCUUCACCUAGGUUAAAUCCUGUAUUUUUAGGUAAUGGCCCAUACCCUGGAUUGGCAGCCACCGUCAUGGAAGGUUUUACUGAGCGUGGGCGGACCCGACGGGUUGAGAAUAGUGGGAACCAAGUGGAUAGCAAGAAACAGUUUCAGCUUGACUUGGAUAAAAUUAUCAGUGGAGAAGAUAUUCGGACAACCUUAAUGAUAAAAAAUAUCCCAAACAAAUACACCUCGAAGAUGUUGCUAGCUGCCAUUGAUGAAAAUCACAAGGGCACUUAUGAUUUUCUGUAUCUACCAAUUGAUUUUAAGAAUAAGUGCAAUGUGGGUUAUGCAUUUAUCAACAUGUUGUCUCCUUCACACAUCAUUCCAUUUUAUGAGGCUUUUAAUGGUAAGAAGUGGGAGAAAUUUAACAGUGAGAAAGUUGCUUCUUUGGCAUAUGCUCGAAUUCAGGGAAAGGCAGCUCUUGUGACCCACUUCCAGAAUUCAAGCUUAAUGAAUGAAGAUAAGCGCUGCCGCCCAAUUCUGUUUCACUCAGAGGGGCAGGAAGCAGGUGAUCAGAUUGUUCUGGAGCAUUUGCCCUCCAGCAGUUUAAACAUCCAGUUUCAUCAGCCAGAUGGCUUACACUCUGGAGAUUCACCAGGAAGCCCUACAAUGGAUGGCUAUGGUGAGAAGUCAGAUAAAAGUUAACAUUGUGUCAGAAGGAGAUGGCCUUCAGCCAAAAAUUAUAGUGGCUGUGGGAGCUAACCCCUGCGUAAAUAAUCAAGUGUACAAAUUUAGGAUGAGAGGAUUAGGAAAGAAAAUGCUUUUGCAGAUUUCAUAGUAUUUAAUGAAAGCUUUUAAAGCAGCAGCGAGAGUAUUUUAUUGUCUUUGCUGAUCAGUGGUUUACUGUAGUUGGAGGAGAAUAAUGUGAGAUGAAUGGGCAGAAGUGAGAUAUCUCAGCUGUGAAGUGCAGUGGCCACUGGUUUGUGCUUGACUUCUCUUCAUUUUUGUUUUUGGGGUAUGGACUUCGUAACUUGUUCUGCAAAUAUGAUGAUGUAAAAUGGUGAAUAUGGCUGUUGGGGUUUUGAGAUUUUGGGAGUUGGUGAAACAUGGGGAUCUUUACAGAAUUGUAUAGGGGAUGAGUCGAGACUCUUUUCGAGUUGAGCUCAUGAAUUUAUGCUCAAAAUGCAAGCCAAUUUGUAUCUAAGAUACGCUGUGUUAGAACUUUAUUUUUUGAGCUUUCUCCUUUCUUUGUGAUUGA
Molecule: messenger RNA, 3435 nt
Organism: Manihot esculenta (cassava)
Lineage: Eukaryota; Viridiplantae; Streptophyta; Magnoliopsida; Malpighiales; Euphorbiaceae
Product: protein MEI2-like 5
Exons: 13
Coding region: 291-2882 (863 amino acids)
Molecular function (GO): RNA binding
Source: RefSeq, a predicted model, not a curated record